This is a messenger RNA of Ophidiomyces ophidiicola, 2922 nucleotides long. RefSeq lists its product as uncharacterized. Gene Ontology annotation, molecular function: ubiquitin binding. The coding region runs from base 1 to 2922 and encodes 973 amino acids. The transcript is spliced from 8 exons. Gene Ontology annotation, biological process: double-strand break repair via homologous recombination; protein deubiquitination. The record is from RefSeq and is a predicted model, not a curated record. Lineage: Eukaryota; Fungi; Ascomycota; Eurotiomycetes; Onygenales; Onygenaceae.
AUGGCAAGAAAACCACUUCUCCGAGUCAGCUAUGAGCUGCCAAUUCCCGAUUGCUCAAGCGGCCAUCGUUUAGGAGUCAAUGGCCUUGCUGUCGAUUCUGAACGCUCCAUCCUGUACUCUGGAGGCCGUGACGGUGUGAUAUGCGCCUGGGAUUUACAUCUUAAUCGACCCCCUCCAAAUUCAGCGUUCCCUACGUCGGACGAUGGCAAGCCCAAGGGGCCCACUACCAUUCGCCAUCAAGUCCAAGCCCAUACUCAUUGGGUAAAUGAUCUUAUCCUUACGCAAAACAAUACAGCUCUGGUAUCUGGAUCAUCGGAUGGCACAGUGAGGGUAUGGCGGCUAGACUCUACAGAUCUUCGUAUACCGCCCUCUAUUGGCGCACAUAGCGAUUAUGUGCAAUGUGUGACAUCUCCCAGUCAUCAAACUAGCUGGAUCGCCUCUGGUGGCCUAGAUCAUAAAAUUUGCCUUUGGGAUAUAAAUGGCGCAGGAGAAAUGCUGAAGAUUCAUAUCGGGGAACAUGAACAAAUACAGAAGGGUUCUGUAUAUUCUCUUUCUGCAAAAGGCUCCAUAUUAGUCAGUGGAGGCUCUGAUAGCAUCGUGCGUGUAUGGGACUCAAAUUCUGGAAAACUAGCAACUAAGUUUAUCGGCCAUACAAAAAAUAUACGCAGUAUAUUGAUCAACGAAGAUGCGAAUACCAUUAUGACCGCAUCGUCCGACCAAACUAUUAAAAUUUGGUCUAUGACAGCUGGUCGCUGUAUGAGUACACUAACCAUGCAUAGCGAGAGUGUUUGGUCCCUCUAUUCAGACCAUCCUCAACUCUCCGUGUUUUAUUCGAGUGAUCGAUCAGGCCUCGUGGCUAAAACCGACAUUAGCAAUGUGACAGAUGCUGAUGAAGGGGUCUGCAUGGCUGUUCUGCGAGAGAACGAGCCGGUGUCUAAGGUCGUUGCUGCUGACGGGUAUAUUUGGACCGCUACACAAAAAUCUAGUAUCAAUCGUUGGAGAGAUGUUGAUUUGACGGAAGGUGGGCACGAAAACCACAUGCUUGCUCUUUCAAAUACUUCUGAAGCUGAAGAGCCCGAGACUACCACUUCUGUACACAGUCAGGCCGAAGAGACACUUGAAGGUCAGAAUGGGAUCAUCAAACAUAUGAUGCUCAACGAUCGAACACGUGCUCUCACAAAGGAUACAGCUGGUGAAGUUGUAUUAUGGGAUUUACUUCGGUGUACCAAAGUAGAGGCAUUCGGUAAAGAACACCUUGAUGAUAUCGCCGCCAAGUUGAAUACGACCAGAGCUAUAGCGCAUUGGUGUACGCUACAGACUCAAACAGGAAAAUUAUCAGUGGUCUUAGAGCCACACCGGUGCUUCGAUGGGGAAAUAUAUGUCGAUGAAGCCGGCUUAUCUGACCUUCAGGAGUUUAAGGAUGAUCAAAGGAUUAAUUUGGGCAAAUGGGUUCUCCGUUACUUGUUUGCCGGCCUGAUUGACGAAGAAAGUCGGAGAGAUGCUGAAUACCGCGCCUCACUACGUCCUAGGACAACGGAUGCUCCAUGUGUCUUGCGACCUGAGGCUCCUAAUCGUAUAGAAAUUCCGCCUAUCAUCACAUCUACGGGCAGAUUUGUCUCUGGUAAUGAUGCGCACCAAGUCACGACUCCAGGGAUGUCCAUCGGCCUCGCUACGCCAGCUCCAUUUCCGUCGUCAGUACCAGAAAAUGCUGCCACAACACCUGUACGGUCAUCAAAUGACAGCCAUCCCGAAGCUAAAUCUGUGCGUGAUUAUUUCUUCUCUAGUCCAAGUCGACGAUCCGCGGGCUCAUCCGAUCUUAACACGAGAACUCGACUCUCCACCGAGGAAAACCCGACGCCCGGGUUUCCUCGGCCUGUUCCACCAGAACCAGCAAAAGAGGAGAAGGCAAAGCGUGGUGGGUCGCUUUUUGGCAAGAAGUUCAUGACUUUCCCCAGGAAAGCAGGGCGAACAUCGACAGAAACCAAGCGGAAUGUAGACGAGAAACAUGAAGAGCCGGAACCUGUAGUAGAAAAAGAAAAAGAAAAAGUGCCAGACGACACUUUUCAGGGUGCUAUAAAUGAGCUUCGGGCAAAAUACGAUGGUGAUUUAGUAGAACAGACUGAAGAAGAACCCAAAUCACGGAUCACGCCUAGCCCUGAAAAUGAGACUCCAACACUUUCCCUUCCAGCAACCACAGCUAUCAGUAUUCAGGAAGAUGGGCCCAGUACUGCCAUUGCUCUCGACGUCUACCGUGGGACUGUAGGCACUGUUGGGCAAAAUGCAGAUCAAUUAGGGAAAAUCGCCCCAUCAUGGCUUGCACGCCUCCUUUUGCAGAAUCAGGUGGAAACCGAUAUUGUCAAGAUCACUUUCUCGGUUAAGCCAUACGAAGGCCUUUUACCGGAAGCUGUCGAUUCAACCUCGAACAAUAAUUCCCGUUUAAGUGCCAACCGAAUGCUUCGUGCAAAGAAAAUCCUUGCAUACGUUGCCGAACGUAUAGACCCUCUCUACUCCGCUGACGAUCCGGAUUCUAAUUCUAUGAAACCGGAAGAAUACCUUGAGUUGUACUGCCAGAAUACUCGGAUACCACCUGACAUGACGUUAUUGACAAUGCGCACACAUAUUUGGCGAACAGGCAGUGAUAUGAUGCUUUACUAUAAAUCGAAUGGAAAGCGAACGAUCUCGCAUCCCAAUGGAGAUUCAGCUGGCUCACCGGCUCGUGGCAAGAUAAUCGCCAAUGGUUCGAAUUCGGAUGCUCAGUACCAGCAAACUGAUCUUGAUGUUGAUACACCCAAGGCGAGUGCUAAUAAUCCAGAUGUAUCACUUCUAGGAAAUAAGACUGGCCAUGGAAUGAAUGCAAAUACUGCACCAUCUACACCAGCGACCCCAUCUCAAAAUGCGUCUUCAAAAGAUCUAUUAUUAUAA